Messenger RNA from Lichtheimia ornata, 480 nucleotides. RefSeq lists its product as uncharacterized. Bases 1 to 480 code for a protein of 159 amino acids. NCBI's taxonomy places the organism in Eukaryota, Fungi, Mucoromycota, Mucoromycetes, Mucorales, Lichtheimiaceae. The transcript has a single exon. The record is from RefSeq and is a predicted model, not a curated record.
AUGUCGACAACCCACAGCUGCUUAUACAUUAAUAAGGAUUCCCUCUCAUGCUUUGAUGCAACAUCAUCCUACGGCAAGGAGCCCUCUUUGGAUGAACUCUACCAAUACGACCUGAUGGCAUUCAAUAGCCUCUCCUAUGAUGAUCGUCGUGAACGCAGGGGAGAGUCGUUUGGAUAUUGUACCUUACGUUCUCCACCACCAUCACCCAAAAAGCAUGCUGAACCACCCAUUCCCACUUGUAUCUCACUCUUUCUCAAUGAACAUCAGCAACCAAAACUUGAUAAAGUCGAUGAGCCAAAACGAUCCAGCAAGGUGACUACUUGGUGGUCUCGUACUGUAUCAUGCAAAUGGAAAAAGCCGUUUGGUGGUGGUAAAUCAAGAAAGCAACAACAACAACAACCUUUGCGGCUGGCAGAACAUACACCGGUUUGGUUUACACACUUUUCUUCCAAUCCAUCUCUUACUACAAAGAUGCGAUAA